Molecule: messenger RNA, 1474 nt
Organism: Triplophysa rosa
Lineage: Eukaryota; Metazoa; Chordata; Actinopteri; Cypriniformes; Nemacheilidae
Exons: 5
Coding region: 32-796 (254 amino acids)
Source: RefSeq, a predicted model, not a curated record
ACUCACACCCACUCUUCACCUACAAGCAAACAUGAGGGUUUAUCUGACUGCACUUACCAUUGCACUGGGUUGCAUUUAUUGGCGGGUCUCUGGGAAGCUAGUGGAGGUGGUGGUCAGACCUGGAGAUAAUGCAAUUCUACUUUGUGACCGUGAGAUUGUGGGAGGACAAGACACCCGUUGGGUCAAGAUCUGCUCUUCACAAAUCCAACCACCUCUGAUUGUUUCUGCACAACAGACACUUUUACUCCCAAUUUCUCGAUUCUCUGUGCUCUGGGACAAUAUUUCAAAAUCCUUUGACUUGAUGAUAGAGAAUAUCACUGAUGCAGACCUUGGAUUGUACUAUUGCUCAACGGUAGAGAAACAGAUUAUCGAACACGACAGACUAUCAUUUGAGAAGGAGGUGUAUCAUACUGGUGAUACUCUCACAAAGCUUACCUAUGCAAGUUCAGAUGAUAAUGAAUGUUCAGGUUCAUCUGAAACCCACCAUGACUCAGUCAGUGAGUGUUGGCAGUGUUGGUUGAUUCUGCUCACAGUGUGUCCAGCUUGUUCUCUUUUCUCAGCGUCACUGGCUUUUCUUUGUGGUAAGAGCUGCUACCACAAAAAAGUGUUUAAGAAGUCUAGAGGUCUUCCAAACACUUCUGAGAUGCAAAGUCAGGAACAGAUCCAGGAACAGGAUAACAUUGAAGAAGUUUGCUACACAUCACUGAACAUCCCUAAGCAAAGAAGCAAACUGAAGAGAAACAACCCAAUGCCAAAUGCUGAUAACAGUGUGUACAACGAUAUUAAAAUACCCUAAUAAGAAAUGUAGAACAAGGUAUUACAAAAAAACAGCAAUACAAGCCUGAUCACCUUCUGAAGUGUCUUUUGCAAUAACGCAUCCAGUUAUUACCUGUCUACUUGGCUUACAUGAACAUAAAAAUGGGAAAUAUUUAAGUUAUGUAAAAUAGUUUGUUGUGAGAGGAACGAGACAGUAAGGUAAUACACAUGAAUCUGCAACAGUUUAUAGAAAACAUUUGACUGACAUAUCUUAAAAUACAUCAGUGUCAUUGUUUUGUCUCAAAAUGCAUACAAUUAAUGUCUUUUUUGUAAGGAAUGUUUGUAAAAACUAUGUAAAUAUCCUAAUUUAACUAAGGCCUAGUCCUGUCUUAAUCUAAUCCCUGUCCGUGAAACCGCCCCACAGUGAAAUUACAGGGGGCAUAGUAAGAAAACAAUUUGUUUUGCUUGACAGUGUUAAGAAUAUAGAGCAUAGAGAACUUUAUUGUCAUUGUGCAAGCACAACAAAAUUGCACAUUGCAGCAUUUAGUCCCAACCUGAAUUAAAUAUAGGUCAUGUAGGUUGAUGUAAAAGUUGUCAGAGGAAACAAAGUGUUGUUUCGAAGUGGAACGGAAACAAAACAUGUGAAUAUGAAGAAACUGAAGGUCUUUGAUUCUCAAGCCUGUGUGAGAUUCACUUCUCGGUUUGAAAAUUGUUAUUG